AUGGAAGCUCCACCGGAGGCAUCAAAGCCGGCAGAUGCUAAACCGGUGAAGCCUCGACCAUCUGCACCCACUGCCAGGAUUGCGUCUUCGUCAGUCAAGAAGCGGACUGAUGGUCUUACCUCGGCACAGUUGAAUGUGUCCCGGUCUUCGUUGAUGAAGCCUACCUCUACCGUCACCGCUGGUUCGGUGCAGAGAAGAAGCAGCACCGGAACUGCCGGGAAGCAACAGGAGAAUGGGAGCUCAGUUGUUGCUAAGAAGGUUAGUCCUUCGCUGUCGGAUGCGGCCAAGAGGAGUAAACCGGUGUCAGUCCCCACUGUUAGUUCCAGACCUUCACUGGAGAAGAGGACAUCUUUGGUGUCUGAGAGGACCAAGGUAGAUUCGGUGAAGAAGCCUUCUGUUAAGGCAUCGCCAACUUCAACACUGAACAAGGUCCCAUCCCUGACAGAGAGCUCCAAUGGCAGCAGCACGACUGCCAGUUCCAGGAGAAUGGCAUCAAAUGCUUCUCUGCACUCACCGCGGUCCUCUUCAGUGACAAGCAGUGUCACAAAGAAAUUGGGUUCUCGGACGUCAUCGGCGGACAAGGGUUCUUCUGUGUUGAGCCGGAGGAAGAGUUCGACUGCUGAUAGUCGUGACUCACGGUUUAUGAUGCUGCCACAGGUGGAUCUGAAGGCUAGCGAUGAAGUGAGACUGGAUUCAAGAGGUCACAGGGUUCGUAGUCUGAAACAGUUGAGAUUAACACCUAAACUUGAGUUUGUGUAUCUACGGGACAAUCUGUUAUCAAGUUUGGAGGGCAUUGAGAUACUCAACGGCGUAAAGGUUCUUGAUUUGAGCUUUAAUGACUUUAAGCUCCCUGGGUUUGAGCCUCUUGAGAAUUGCAAAGUCCUCCAGCAACUUUAUCUUGCUGGAAAUCAAAUAACUUCACUUGCCAGCCUUCCCGAAUUUCCUAACUUGGAGUUCCUUUCUGUCGCCCAAAAUAAGUUGAAGUCACUCUGUAUGGCCAGUCAGCCUCGACUUCAAGUGUUAGCAGCCAGCAGGAAUAGAAUAUCAACUUUGAGGGGAUUUCCACAUUUACCUUCUCUGGAGAGUUUACGUGUGGAGGAGAAUCCACUUCUUGAGAUGCCACACUUGGAAGCUGCUUUGAUUUUGCUUGUAGGCCCUACUAUGAAAAAAUUCAACGACCGAGAUCUGAAUCCCACCGAGGCUGAGGUUGUGAAGCAAUAUCCUGCUCAUACAGCUAUUUGCAUUCGUGAUGGUUGGGAAUUUUGCUCCCCUGAACUUGCUGCUGAUUCAACAUUCUCCUUCCUGCUUGAGCAAUGGAAGAAUAAAUUGCCCCAGGACUACAUAGUGAAGACAGCUUAUGUUGACCAUCCAUUUGAAGAAGACCCCUGCCAUUGCCAUUUUAGCUUCACAAAUCUUAGUAGUGAAGGUAAACUAGUCCUCAAAUACCAAUGGUUUCUAGGUGGCAAGACACCGACAGGUUUUGUGCCUAUUCCUGAAGAAUUAAGCGAGGUGUACUGGCCGAAGAGUGAGGAUGUUGGAAAAUGUUUGAAAGUUGAAUGCACUCCAGUACUGAAUGAUGCUGAAUUCCCGCCUGUCUUUGCUGUAUCUUUACCUGUUUGUCCAGGGACUGGAUAUCCAAAGGUUAUCAAUCUAACAGUCAGUGGUGAACUAGUAGAAGGAAAUGUACUCAAGGGUGUUCCUCAGAUUGCUUGGUGUGGUGGGACACCAGGGAAAGGUGUUGCAAGUUGGUUGAGGCGAACAUGGAACGGCAAUGCUGUAAUAGAUGGAGCCGAAGGGAUGGAAUAUCAGCUAACUAUAGAUGAUAUUGAUUCAAGUUUGGUAUUUAUGUACACGCCUGUUACGGAAGAGGGCGUUAAGGGGGAGCCACAAUGCACAAUGACAGAUUUUGUAAAGGCUGGCACACCAUCAGUUAGCAAUGUACACGUUGUUGGAGAUAUUGUUGAAGACAACACAAUCAAAGGAAACGGAAAAUACUUUGGUGGCAAAGAGGGACUGAGCAAAUUCCAAUGGUUCAGAGAGAAGGAAAAUGGUGGAUAUCUUCUAGUGCUGUCGAAUAGCACACAAUACACACUAACCAAGGAGGAUGUGGGCUGGUGCCUCAAAUUUGUAUAUACUCCCAUCAAUCUUGAAGGCCAGGAGGGUGAAGCUGCUUUCGCCAUAACAGAGGCAGUACGGAAAGCUCCUCCGAAAGUCUUUGAUUUGAAGAUUAUUGGUGAAGCAAGAGAAGGAAGCAAGGUAUCUGUUACUGCUACCGUCACAGGUGGAACUGAAGUAUCCAGCAGGGUUCAGUGGUUCAAGGCAUCUUCAUCUGAAUUUGUGAAUGACCAUGAGCUUGAAGCCCUUUGUACAUCUAAAGUCUCCAAGACAUUCCACAUUCCUCUUGGGGCUGUUGGAUGUUAUAUUGUUGCAAAGUUUACUCCUGUGGGACCUGAUGGCGAAAUUGGUGCACCAGCCUAUGCUGUAUUAGAUGAUGUUGUGGAAACAUUGCCGCCCAGUCUGAACUUUUUGACAGUCACUGGUGAAUUCUCAGAGGAUCAAAUGUUGACUGCAUCAUAUGGGUAUAUUGGGGGCUAUGAAGGAAAUAGUCUAUACAGCUGGUAUCUUCAUGAGACUGAGGAUGAUGAAGGCAGCCCACUUUCAGAAGCGUCUGGUUUGCUACAAUAUCACAUUAAAAAGGAAGAUGUUGGGAAGUUUGUCUCUUUCAAAUGCAUACCAAUCAGGAACGAUGGUAUUGUUGGUGAGCCAGGAGUUUUCUUGGGAAAUGAUAGAGUUACACCAGGAAAUCCGACGCUACUUUCUCUUGAACUAAAUGGUGAGGCCAUUGAAGGGACAACUAUGGUUGCCAAUAGAAGAUACUGGGGAGGAGAAGAAGGGGACACGAUAUUCUGUUGGGUACUGACAAGUUCUGAUGGAACCUGGAAUGAAAUUGAAGGCGCAACAAGCUCAUCAUACAGCUUGAAAUGCGAUGAUAUUGGCUUCUACGUGUCUGUCUCGUGCGAGCCUGUUAGAAUUGAUGGAGUUCAUGGUUCUUUGGUGUCGACAGAAGCAAUCGGUCCUAUUAUUCCUGGGCCACCGGCAUGUCGAUCACUUGAGCUAGCUGGCUCUAUGCUUGAAGGUGGUCGGUUGACCUCUCAUGCUGAGUAUACUGGAGGUGUUAAGGGAAACUGCAUCCAGCAAUGGUUCAGGUCACAUGAUGAUGGUAGCAAGGAUGAGUUGAUUGCCGAUGAAUGUCUAGAUCUUGUUCUAGCUGAUGUUGAUUGCCGAAUUGAGGUUAUAUUUACACCUGUACGAGAAGAUGGAGUGCAAGGGUCACCCAAGAGUGUUUCUUCGGAUAUAAUCUUACCUGGGGAGCCCAAGGGUGUCAGUCUUGUUAUACCAGAGUGUUUUGAGGACAAUGAAAUUUCUCCUAUCAAAGCCUACUUCGGUGGCAAAGAAGGCACUGGAAAAUAUACUUGGUUCCGAACUACAGAGAAGCUUGAUAACUUGGAACCUGAGCUGGUGGCAUCAUGUUCAGAAGUCGUCGGAGAAACCUUAUUGUACAAACCUUCAUUGGUUGAUGUUGGCUUCUACUUGAUCCUUUGCUGGGUUCCUACACGAUGUGAUGGAAAGACUGGUGACCCAUUGAUGGCUAUCACUGAUAACCCUGUCAUGGCAGCUUUUCCAUCUGUUUUGGAUGUUAACUUGAAGAAGACAAGUUCAGACUUAUACAGUGGAGUAGGCAUUUAUUAUGGUGGAUAUGAGGGAUCAAGCUUGCAUAAGUGGUAUAGGGAAUCUAGUGAUGGGACCAGGAUUUGUAUAGAUGGCGCUGCUUCAAGUACAUAUGAAGUGGCAGAUGCAGAUUACAGCUGCCAUCUGUUGUUUGGGUAUACCCCUGUUCGUUCAGAUGGAGUCAUUGGCGAAGAAAAGUUCUCUGAACCAUCUGAUAUAAUCUUUCCAGAGCAACUCAAAAUCGAGACCCUUUCAUUCAAAGGAAAUCAAGUUGAGAGAGAAACACUUGCUGUAGUUGAACAAAUUCCAAGAAAUGAGACUCAAGAGCAUAUAUGGGGUAACUACAAGAAAGAAAUAAAAUACCAAUGGUUUGCCUCAAAUGGAUCAGGAGUGGACCUGUCUUUUGAACCUUUGGCUACCGAGUGCUCUCCUUCAUACAGAGUACGCUUUGAGGAUAUAGGCCGAUGCCUCAAAUGUGAAUGCAUUGCUAUUGAUGUAUUUGGACGAUCCAGUGAAUCGGUAUCAGCUGUGACCUCCCCUAUUUUGCCAGGACUACCUAAAAUUGAAAAACUGGAAAUUGAAGGAAGAGGUUUCCACACCAACUUAUAUGCUGUUCGGGGUAUCUAUAGUGGUGGUAAAGAAGGCAAGAGCAAAAUUCAAUGGCUUAGGUCAAUGGUUGGAAGCCCUGAUCUUAUCUCCAUACCUGGUGAAACUGGAAGGAUGUAUGAAGCAAACGUUGAUGAUGUAGGGUAUAGACUUGUUGCAAUUUACACACCUGUGAGAGAGGAUGGGGUUGAGGGACGACCUGUUUCUGCUUCAACAGAGCCGAUUGCUGUUGAACCCGAAAUUUACAAGGAAGUAAAACAGAAGCUUGACGACGGUUCUGUCAAGUUUGAGGUUUUGUGUGACAAGGACCGAACACCAAAAAAGGCACAAGUGAUGGGACAUUUGGAGCGGAGAAUUUUGGAAGUCAACAGAAAGAGAAUCAAGGUUGUAAAGCCUGGAUCCAAGACAUCAUUUGCAACUACUGAAGCCCGAGGGACAUACACCCCCCCAUUCCAUGUUGAGCUAUAUCGUAACGAUCAGCACCGUUUCAAGAUUGUCGUUGACGGUGAUAACGAAGUUGACUUGAUGGUUCAAACGCGGCAUAUGCGAGAUCUUGUCAUUCUGGUGAUCAGGGGCCUCGCCCAAAAGUUCAACAGCACCUCCCUCAACUCACUUCUCAGGAUAGAGGCAUGA
This is a messenger RNA of Triticum turgidum subsp. durum (durum wheat), 4968 nucleotides long. Lineage: Eukaryota; Viridiplantae; Streptophyta; Magnoliopsida; Poales; Poaceae. The record is from the annotation of a GenBank genome assembly.